Messenger RNA from Aspergillus uvarum CBS 121591, 706 nucleotides. RefSeq names its product BolA family protein. The transcript is spliced from 3 exons. The record is from RefSeq and is a predicted model, not a curated record. The coding region runs from base 240 to 566 and encodes 108 amino acids. NCBI's taxonomy places the organism in Eukaryota, Fungi, Ascomycota, Eurotiomycetes, Eurotiales, Aspergillaceae.
CUCCGCUCGACACAACAACAACCUCAUAACAGUAGAUAUCAACAACACCCACUCCGCCCUCUCAUCCGAUCAACCCUCCAUAUCUGAAGCAAUCCGAAUCCCCCACCACAAACGCACCCUCACCACCUCCCCAUCCAACAGAACAAUCAAUCAAUCAAUCAAUGCUUCUCCGCACCACCCGCCUCCCAGGCCUCCUCCUCCGACCCAACCGGCAAUUAUUCUCAACCAGCACCUCCAAAAUGACCACCAACACUCCAGUCGAAGACCUCAUCCGCGAAAAGCUAACAACAACCUUCACGCCCACGACCCUCCUAAUCCGCAACGACUCGCACAAACACGCCCACCACGCGCCCAUGCGCGACUCCACCUCCAAGGAAACCCAUUUCCACGUAACAAUCACUUCCUCGGCCUUCGCUUCGAAACCCCAGCCCGCGCGACACCGGAUGGUCUACAGUCUCCUCAAAGAGGAGAUGAGUCGGGAGGGCGGGAUCCAUGCGCUGCAGUUGCGGACGAAGACGCCGGAGGAGGAGGGGCGGGAGAGGGAGAGGGCGGCGCAGUUGCAGUAAUGUCAAAAGAUUAUCAUCACACAAGGCACAUAAUCGGGAGUUCGGUUUUGAGGUACUAGGUAGGUUUGGGGGAGGGCUAGACAAUACAUAAUUGUACAUCCCCGCAUUCAGAUACAUAUAUGCAUGCAACAGUUAAUCGC